AUGGAUUACAUUAGUGAAAAUGAAAGCCCUGAAAUAACUGUCGAUAAUAAAAGCUUUGAAUUAAUUAAAGAUCCUAAAAUAACUGAUAUAAAUGAAAAUUCGGAAAUAACCACUGUAAAUGAAAAUUCAGAAAUAAUCGCUAUAAAUGAAAAUUUUGAAGAAACUGCUAUAAAUGAAAGUAUACAAACAGCUACUGCUGUUAACAACAAACAUAAAAGAAACAACUUGAUUUCAUAG
Messenger RNA from Racocetra fulgida, 237 nucleotides. The record is from the annotation of a GenBank genome assembly. Lineage: Eukaryota; Fungi; Glomeromycota; Glomeromycetes; Diversisporales; Gigasporaceae.